Molecule: messenger RNA, 1834 nt
Organism: Fundulus heteroclitus (mummichog)
Lineage: Eukaryota; Metazoa; Chordata; Actinopteri; Cyprinodontiformes; Fundulidae
Gene: tmx2a
Product: thioredoxin-related transmembrane protein 2a
Exons: 8
Coding region: 1-975 (324 amino acids)
Biological process (GO): brain development
Cellular component (GO): membrane-bounded organelle
Molecular function (GO): disulfide oxidoreductase activity
Source: RefSeq, a predicted model, not a curated record
AUGCGCACUCUAGACCCAAGCGUUUCAGCUGUCAUUUCACUUCACCCCUGCGGUCCGUCUCUACUAGCAACAAUGGGGUUAGUCACUGGACUGUUCGCCUUCCUGUACCAUCUGCCGCAGAUCUACAAAUGGCUGCUGAAGCCCUACUACGUGGUGUCGUUCCUCAUGACCGUCGCCUUCCUGGUGGUCCGCAAGGCUCCCGGACUGUGCGAGCACCUGGCGUCCGACCGGGAGGACGGCAACUCCUGCGACUUCGACUGGCGAGAAGUGGAGAUACUCAUGUUUCUGAGUGCAAUAGUGAUGAUGAAGAAUAGAAGAGCCAUAACUCUGGAGCAGCACAUAGGCAACCUGUUCAUGUUCAGCAAAGUGGCCAACGCGAUCCUCUUCUUCAGGCUGGACAUUCGGCUUGGCAUCCUCUACCUUGCCCUGUGUGUAGCGUUUGUCAUGACGUGUAAGCCUCCUCUCUACAUGGGCCCAGAGUACAUAAAGUACUUCAGUGACAAAACCAUAGAUGAGGAGCUGCAGAGGGACAGUCGGGUCACCUGGAUAGUCGAGUUCUACGCUAACUGGUCCUCUGACUGCCAGUCCUUCGCUCCCAUCUUUGCCAACCUUUCCCUUAAAUACAACUGCGCUGGACUCCGGUUUGGGAAGGUGGACAUUGGUCGGUAUGGAGAGGUUUCUCAGAGGUACAAGGUAAGCACAUCUCCUCUGUCUAAGCAGCUGCCAUCGCUGCUGCUCUUUCAAGGAGGACGGGAAGUUAUGAGACGUCCAAUGGUGGACAACAAAGGAAGAGCCGUGUCUUGGACCUUUAAUGAGGAGAACAUCAUUCGAGAGUUCAACCUGAACGAGGUUUUCCAAAAAUCCAAGAAGCUGAACAAAAAGCAGAACAGUUCUCCGACAGAAGAGGGCAGCGACGAGCUUCAGCAGGAAUGCCAGGAGGUGGAAGAGCCCACAGAGAGCAAGAAAGACCAAUAAGGAGAUAAAGCAAGCAGUUCAGUUCAGUUCCUCCAUCUUUCUUGUGUCACAUUUUUUUUUUUGGCUAAAAUUCUGAAAAGUAUGGACGGGAGGAAAACUGGGACUGGGACAGUGCAGGGAGAAUCAAAGCCCAGGAAGUUGGAGCAUGCAUCAAGCAGAAGUAUAGGGACAUUAAGUUAUUUAAGUACAAAUACGUUGUUAGGAUUAAUUCUUUUUACAAAAUGACUGAUCAUACUUUUAUAGCUGCUUGUGAAUGUUUGUCAAACUGCCCGUUUACUUUUACGUCAUAUCACAGAGCCAAAGUAAAAAAACCUGUGUGUUCAAAAACAAGACUCAACACGUCCGUUUGUUUUUUUGUUUUUUUUUUUAAAACAGUUUGACCUUUUUAUUCAGCGAAGACAUCCUCUUAAAAAUUCUUUAUAAGGCCAUUUUGGAAAUGUAUCUCAUAUAUUCAUCUACAGAUAUUUGUGAAACUCGUUCCGUCCGCCACAAACCCACGAUAGCAAUAUUUAAUCUCACGAAGAAGUUUACACGCACAUAUUUUUCCCCCACGGAUGAUUCGGCGGCCGCGGUCCUGGGCCGGCGCAGGGAGAAGUCGGUUUCUUGCCACCCACACGUGAACGUUGGUGCGAAAACUUGACAACCACACAGGAAGUGCACGCAAGUGAAGCAGUCGGCGUGACCAGGAAACAAACUGAAAGGAAAAAAUAAAUCACAUGCACGCUAAAAGAUGAAGCCUGGUGGGGUUGGAAACUCGCAACACGGUUGUUUGGAUCGGUCUCCCUCCUAAAGAUGUGCCACAUUCGUAACAGCUUUGACAUUCUACUGCAAACACUGCUAUGGGCCUUUAACAGAAAAA